Molecule: messenger RNA, 1866 nt
Organism: Ostrea edulis (European flat oyster)
Lineage: Eukaryota; Metazoa; Mollusca; Bivalvia; Ostreida; Ostreidae
Product: AN1-type zinc finger protein 1-like
Exons: 8
Coding region: 1070-1852 (260 amino acids)
Biological process (GO): cytoplasmic stress granule disassembly
Cellular component (GO): cytoplasmic stress granule; cytoplasm
Molecular function (GO): zinc ion binding
Source: RefSeq, a predicted model, not a curated record
GUGAAAGUUCGAAAGUCUGCUGCAGAUUGAAUGUUAAACAUCGAUACCAUGAGGAGGAGCCACUGUAAUCUCCAUGACAUUGUUGAUAAUUUACGAUUUGGAUCAGAGAAAUAUUUCCAGUUAUAUAUUGAAAAGAAAGGGAAUAUAAAUCUAAGUGAUGGAUUUGGAAGAACUCUCAUGAUGUGGAGUGUUUUAGAUGGAAAAACCAAUCGUGUUCAGGCAUUGAUUGAUGCAGGGUGUUUGUUAAAUUUGGGAGAUAAACAUAAUGAUACAGCUUUAAUGCAUGCUGUCCAGUCAGCCAACAAAGAAAUUGCACAAAUACUUGUUUUGCAUGGUGCCAGUGUGAACUGUAGUAAUGAAGACAAUUGCACUCCACUUAUGAUAGCAGUGCAGCAGGAUGACUUGGAAUUAGUGCAAUUUCUUCUGUUACAUGGUGCAAACAGCAAUCAUAUAUGUGGCCAUAGGUAUCUCCAUAACAUUAGGUCUUCUUUAACUCAUGCCAUAGAGGGUGACCAAAGAGAUAUUAUUUAUGCCAUUCUCAAAGCCAGACAGACAAUUAUCAGUUUACACUUGAGUGUUUGUAUCGAAAGUCACAAUAUAAGAACAGUGGAAUUCUUGCUUGCCCAUGGAGCCAAUGUCUUUUACAGUGGAAUUGAAGGAUCAUAUGGUGAAAGAAUAUUAAAUGAAUAUUUGAAUGGGCACUUGCAGUCAGUUAAAUGUCUAGUAAGAAUAUUCAAGGAAAAUGGAUUUUGUACAUCAGUUUCCAAGAAAAACGACAUUUUGAAUUGUGUCUUUCAUGCAAGAAACCACUUCAAUCAUUCAGAAGAGAAGGAAAAGAAAAUACAAACUAUCCUGAGUUAUUUACUGUCUUUAGGAAUGAUACCAGAAGCAACAACAGCAUCAAAGCUUAGUUUGGAUGAUUCAAAAUCUACAUGUAACAGGACUUUCCCUGUUCCAAGUCUUCAGAAACUCAGUAGAACAACUAUCAGAGAGGCCCUGUGCUUUGGUAUCUCAUUGAAAACAGAUAAAUUGCCAAUCCCUUUCCAGCUGAAAAACUUCAUUUUGCUGAAUGAAGAGUGUUUUCAAGGAUGAAAUUUACAUGAUUCAAGAUUUUUUGCCAUUCGCAUGUAAAAGUUGUCAGCAAGUGUUUUGUUUAGAUCACAAGUUUCCAGAUGACCAUGACUGCAAGGAGUUUAGUGCAGAGACCCCUUAUGUGGAGUACAGCGGAACCAAAGCAUACACCUGCAGUAUCACAAAAUGCACAGCCAGAGAACUGAUGCCAGUAGUUUGUGAAAAAUGUUCCAAAAAUUUCUGCUUAAGACACAGGCACCAAAAUGAUCACAACUGUGAAAAUUUGGUGGAAAAGAUAACCCCAACUAAAACAGCAGAACACGUACAGCAGAUUCUGGCUUCCAAGAAAUUAAAUGAACACCCAAAGAAGACGAAAGGGAGAAAAUCCAGUAAAACUGCAGCGAAAGUGGCCCUAAUGAAGAUGAAGAUGAAUGCUGCUGGUGACAAGAAGAUACCAGAACCGGAUAGAGUGUAUUUCAGUGUAGUAUUACCUGGGGGCUCAAUCUCCAAGGGGCCAGCCAAACCCCUGUUCUUCUCCAAGACUUGGUCUGUUGGACGUGUGUUAGAUGCCGCCGCAGAUAAAGUGAGCAUCAGUAACACCAACAACACUGACAGUUCUCAGAAACUGCGGCUAUUUUCUGCAGACGAGGGAUCACUGUUACCAACUGAUCAAACAAUAGACUCACUUUUAUCAGAGGAGACCAUCUGUAAUGGCUGUACUGUGAUUUUAGAACGAGUACCAGAUGAUGUUAUUAAUAUCAACUUAGAUUUAUACUAUUAAAUACAUUCACUCAA